AUAUUUAAUAGGAGGGAGGAGGAGGGCAGGACAUAACACAAAAGGAAGAAAUUGGAAGGGAGCUUAUGAAAGAAAUCAUGUCUUAUAGGCUUUUUUCUAAGCUUUUCAAAUAUGGUAAAAAUUCCUCUGCUUCUUCUUCUUUAUUUUUUUGCAAAUCCUUCAAGUCUUUUUCCUCCUUUCUCUUCCUUUCUGCCCAUUAAACAAUGAAAAUGGCAUAUUACCAAUCAUCCUUUCCCCUCUAUAGGAAACACCCAUCAUUGCUCCCAACAAUCCUUUUCAUCCUUGGAAACCUGAGCUUCUAAUAUAUUCCAUCCCUUCCAUUCUUUCUCUCUUAUGCUUCCCUUCACUUCUCUCAACUUAAAUACCCCCUCAUCUCUAUAACCUUUUCUCUCCUCUCACAAACACACACCCUCCUCCUCCUCCUCCUCCUUCUUCAACUACUCUUAUGUAACCAUCCCAUCACUGUUCUUUUUUAGCCUUAUAGAGAGAGUUGUGCUAUAGCGAGUGAGUGAUCGGUGGUCCUCUCCUGAUUAGUUAGUUUCUCCUCUUAAAUUACUACAAUGGAUCCUUCCUCUGCGAAUUCUCUCAAUGGUUUCUACUCCUUUCUAACCAGAGGGAUCGAUGAUCUUGAACGUGUCUAUCUCUCUAACAACUUCAUGUCGAUUCAAUUCCUUCAAAGGGUUCUCUCUUUAUUAAGAUCUUUUCACUCUCAGCUGACCUUGCUUGUCCAAAAACUCCAUUUGCCUGUUGGGGAUAAGUGGCUUGAUGAAUACAUGGACGAGAGUUCUAAGCUAUGGGAGGCAUGCCAUGUCCUUAAAUCAGGCUUAUCUGGGAUCGAGAAUUACUACUCUGCUGGAUUCAAUAUCACUUCUUCUCUUGAAAACCAUCGCCAUCUUAGCCCCCAGCUAUCUCGCCAGGUUACAAGGGCAAUCUCCGGGUGUAGAAGAGAAGCAGUGGGAUUAGAAGAAGAGAAUAGAGCUUUAAUGGAAACAAGAAUCCAACCACUGUCUUUGAGGUUUGAUGAGAAGAUUUCUAUUGAAUCCAAACUCAACGGAUUCAACGGUUUUCGUGGGGUUUUGUAUGCAAUGAGAAACGUAAGCUCUUUGCUACUGAUGAUCCUGCUCUAUGGACUAGUGUAUUGUUGGCCAGAAUCAAGUUUUCUGCGAGGAGGGUAUGAAGGGUGCUUGUUUUUCGGAUCAGCUUUCUUGAUCUCAACAGGGAGAUUGCAGCAGAGAGUAGCGGCAGAGAUAAACCAGAUAAAUGGGAGGCCAGGGAUUCUGCUCUAUGAGUUCAGGAGAUCAAAGAUGGCCAUGGAGGAGCUGAGAGGGGAGCUUGAGAGAAAGUGUGGACAAGGGGGAGCUGUAGAGUGGGAAACAGAGGUGGGGAUAAGAGAAAGAGUGGACAACUUAAGAGGAUGUUUUGGGGUGUUGAGAUCUGGAGCUGAAAAUAUUGUUGGGCAACUUGAUGAUUUCUUUGAUGAGAUCGUUGAAGGAAGGAAGAAGCUUUUGGACUUUUGCAGUCACAGGUAGGAAGAGAGAAGGGGAAAAGGAGUCAAGGCUCAAGAGAAAGAGAGAGAAAUAGAAUGAUUGAAAAAAUAAAAAAAAAUAAAAAAAUACAAGGUAGACGAAGCAGUUGUUGGGGUUGUUGUACCCUUAACCCUUCCCUCCUUUCUCUUUUUUAAUUUUCCAUUUUCCUCUCCUCCUCCUUCUUCCAUCCAUCAAUGUGGAUUUCUUGUUUUAUUACGGUUGCAAUGAUAAUUCUGUAGGUUUUGGUUAAAGGAAAA
Molecule: messenger RNA, 1783 nt
Organism: Populus trichocarpa (black cottonwood)
Lineage: Eukaryota; Viridiplantae; Streptophyta; Magnoliopsida; Malpighiales; Salicaceae
Exons: 2
Coding region: 561-1529 (322 amino acids)
Source: RefSeq, a predicted model, not a curated record